This is a messenger RNA of Schizosaccharomyces octosporus yFS286, 783 nucleotides long. RefSeq lists its product as uncharacterized. The transcript is spliced from 5 exons. Bases 1 to 783 code for a protein of 260 amino acids. NCBI's taxonomy places the organism in Eukaryota, Fungi, Ascomycota, Schizosaccharomycetes, Schizosaccharomycetales, Schizosaccharomycetaceae. The record is from RefSeq and is a predicted model, not a curated record.
AUGAAGAAUAAAUACACACCUGUUUCAGACUCUGAAGAGUCUUUGAAAACGCUCACUGAUGAAAAGGCAGACACCCGUUCUUCAGAGGGUACGCCUCCUCCGUAUUCAGCUUCAAACAAAUUUAUCGAUUUAGAAAUGGCUGACGGAUCCGCUCAGAAUUCCGCCCAAGAAUCUGUUGAUAACACUAGGUCGGACCCUUCAGCGAACAAAGAAUGUUGGAAAGACUUUUUCGUAGGACUAAUGACUAUUAUAACAAUUUUAUAUAAUCUUGUUUUUCUAGCCAUAAUUUUUGGUUACAAGGUUUCUCCGUAUUCAAUAGCUUUUUAUUGGCUUGCUGCCGUUUCUAUUGGCACUAUUUUUAUUUUCCUAUUAACGAUUCUUGUAACGUAUCCAGGAUGGUACAGGGAAGCUGGAAGAGCAACAAAGAAGUGCAUUAAGAAAUUUGGAAGAGCAACCAAAAAGGUUCUGAAGAAAUCUGGAAGAGCAAUAAAGAAAUUCACACCAGCUGUAUGUAAAGCCCUAAUUAUACUGAUAAGUUUGAAUGGAGUCGGGGGUGGUGCUUUGAAACUAGCAGGAGGCUUCGAAUAUAUACAUUCAACAGCUGUGUUAGUUGUUCUGGCCGUAUUGAACAUAUGCUUGUUUGUUCUUCUCGUUCGAAACCCAAUUGGAUUUGGAAAUAUGACAGUUAUCGUUCCUACAAACAACAGAAUUAGCAGGAAUACUCCACCUCGUAACGAAGAAACCGAACUUCAGCCUCUUGCUGAGCAAAGCUCUGAAGUUUGA